GCAAUGCCAUAAAAAAAUCAUAACAAAAAGCGACCGGAGGCUUUUUAUGUGAUCAAUUAUUGCUAGUACAAAUUAUUCUUUUAGUAGCUCAAAGAAACUGUUAAUGGUUUCAUAAAACGACUAAAUUAUAAAUAUAAAAUGUAUUUUGACAAUACAGGGCUAGCUGUUGUUAGCUCUCCAGAUCCACCUCCAGGGUUGGUUGGCAUGGAUUCCGAAUAUAUGCAGACCCAAUGUGUUUUAGCCGAUGGUGGAGAUAGAUUUGGUGUAGCAUCUUUGGCUUUUGAUAAACAUGAGGAACUGCUAUGGAUGGGAAAUCAAGGAGGUCAUGUCACUUCCUAUUAUAUGGGUGGAAUGUCUAAGUAUACGUCAUUUCAAAUUCAUGCUCAUGAAGAAGUAAGGCAGAUUUUGCCCCUAGAUGAAUGUUUAUUGGCAUUAACAGCAAGCAGUCUAAGAUGUCAGAUCCGAAGAGGGAUACCUGUUUUUACCCAUACGUCAACUAACAUGAACGAAAUGCAAUGUUUACUGCCAAUGUCUCCAACCAGAGUAUUAAUAGGCGGCCAUAGAGACAAAUUAGUUGAUUUUAAUCUUCAAGUUUGUAAGGAGAGCCAAGUAAUUAGCGUUACAGAUUCAUCAACUGUAAUGCUUAGACCCCAUUCAAGAUACGUUUGCUGCGGUGGCCCUACUGGAUCGGUAGAGUUAAGGGAUCCAAAUAAUUUUAAACUAGAACAUACACUUGAUACGCAUACUGGCAGUUUGAGCGAUUUUGACGUUCAAGGCAACUUACUAGUAACCUGCGGAUUCAGUAAUAGAUUAGGUAAUCUAGCGGUAGACAGAUUCUUGAUGGCCUAUGACUUAAGAAUGUUAAGGGCGGUCUCUCCAAUGCAAACUGUGAUAGAUCCCCUGUAUCUAAGGUUUUUGCCAUCGAUCUCUUCACGAUUGGCCGUUGUAUCUGCGGCUGGGCAAGUUCAGUUGCUUGAUACGAUUGCCUUAGCUGAGCCAAAGAUAUGUUUACUGCAAGUAGAGUGCCCAGGAGCCAUGAUUUUAACUUUCGACAUGAGUAGCACCGCUCAAGCCAUCGCUUUUGGAGAUAGCGGUGGUCAAAUUCACCUAUUUUCUUCCACUGAAGAGCCCGUGUUCAACAAUUUUUCUCGGCCAACCGAAUUUCCAGAUCCUGUAGUUCAAUAUCCCAGUUUUGGCAUUGACGACUAUAACACACCUUUGUCUUCUAUACCAAUGCCUUAUGUUCCACCUGACGUACCUUUGGCUUCUGAUUGGCCAGCUCCAUUGAUGCAGUAUGUCUACAGGAAACCAGUUCCGAUAGACCAAGAAAUACUACGCUCCAUGAAAAUGCAGGGACCUAUAGGUUAUGCACCAAAUCCGAAGCUAACUCGGCGAAACCAAGUUAUGUAUGAGUUUGGACAAAACGGACAGACGAAUUCGCAUAACAAGAGUCCCCAGCAUCACGAAAACGACUCCAAUUUUAUUGCAAUUCCAAAACGCUAUAGGAAAGUCGAUGUCAAGUAUAAUAAAAUGGGACAAGACGAAUUUCAGUUUGACAACUAUAAUAAAACCGGACUAGCUGGCUUAGAGUCGAUGUUGCCGAAUGCUUAUUGUAAUGCAGUUAUUCAGGUUCUUUACCACAUCGAACCUCUUAGAGCAGCUUUGCUAUCACAUAUAUGUGCAAAGGAAUUUUGCUUAUCGUGUGAAUUAGGCUUUUUAUUUUACAUGUUGUGUAACAGUGCUCCAAAUCAACCCUGUCAACCAGGAAAUUUUUUAAGGGCAUUCCGCACGGUACCUGAAGCAUCCGCUUUGGGGUUGAUACUCAGCGAUCUUGCACCCGAAGCUAAACAAAAAAUCGACUUAGGAGGUCUAAUCCAAAGUUGGAACAGGUUCAUACUUCAUCAAAUGCACGUUGAACUAAACGAUACAAGAAAAUAUAAUGAAGAAAAGAAAGGAAAGCCACCCAAACCGUUUAUUUACAAAGAAGUUGAUUUUCCAGCUAUUUCCAAAGAGAAAAACAAAAACGAGAGAAAACAUUCAGCUGCCGAAAUUACUGACGAACUUGAAGAAGAACGACGUGAAGAUAUAUCCGAAAUCAGUAAUUUAUUUGGUUCGAAGCAAGUGCACAAAUACUGCUGUCUCAAAUGUACCAAUGAACUCCCCAAAGAAACAGUUAUAUUAGCAUGUAAUUUGGUUUAUCCGACCACCGAACCUGAAAAAGACGAAUGGAGUUUUUGUGACAUAUUAGCAAGAUCUUUGGGCCCUGAACAAACCACGCCUGCUUGGUGCGAAAAAUGUCUCAGAUUCACACCCAACUCACAAAGUAGAAUUAUACAGUCUCUACCAAAAGUCCUCUCCAUUAACACUGGCCUACAUAGUUCACAGCACAAACAGUUCUGGCAAACUCAGAUGGAUAAGGUAGUAGCUAAAAUGUCAUCUACUGAUCUUGGAAAACCGUCCACUCCAACAACAACACCCACCAAUACGCCAUCUUCAAAACCUUGUCGAUACGGCGAUCACUGUUCGAGACCUGGCUGUCGAUUUAGGCACAGUUUUGAUAAUACUCCUCCCCCCGUACCUGUAAACAAUCCCUACUGCAGCAACAAUUGGUUACCACAUAAAAUUAAGAUGUCUUUAGUUAAUGACAAACUGGAAGUUAAGAAGAUUUCUACAACUGAAAAUAAAGAAAAUAUAAAAGAUAAUGCUACAGAGAGUGAAUCAAGAUCAAGUCCAGUUCAUGAAACAAAAGAAUAUGAACUAAGUGCUGUUGUUUGCUACAUUAACGAUCAACAUUCUCCAGACAAAAAGAAUCUGGUCGCUCUGAUUAAAGUGGCAAAUGCGUUUUACAGAAAUAAGGAGUUAACCGAACAGAAAUGGUAUUUGUUCAACGAUUUUAGUAUAUGUCCUGUCCCAGCACAAGAAGCCGUGUGGUUUAGUUUAGAUUGGAAAGUUCCUUGUGUUUUAUAUUAUUCUUCUUUGGAAUUAUCAGGUUCUAAGACAGACAUAUAUCAUCCUUUAUCAAGGGAAGUUUUUACUGAAGACAAUUGUAUAGCUCGAUCUGGAGGCACCAAAGGAAUAACUUUUACCCCGUUGCACGAAAACGAGGUACUCAAAUCGGGAGACCUCGUUGCAAUGGAUGCAGAAUUUGUUACCCUAAAUCAAGAAGAAGCCGAACUUAGAAGCGAUGGCAAAAUGUCGACGAUUAAACCGUCUCAAAUGUCUGUCGCGAGGAUUACUUGCAUAAGAGGACAAGGACAAGGCGAAGGCACACCGUUCAUCGAUGACUAUAUAUCAACUCAAGAGCAAGUGGUAGACUACUUAACCAAAUUUUCGGGAAUUAAACCUGGAGAUUUGGACGCCAAUUUUAGCUCAAAACACUUAACUACACUGAAAUCUACGUACAUUAAACUAAGAUAUUUACAAGACAGUGGAGUCGUAUUUGUCGGUCAUGGUUUAAAAAACGAUUUUAGGGUAAUAAAUUUGGUAGUUCCGCCUCAUCAAGUCGCUGACACCGUACAACUGUUUCAUUUAAAACAUCACAGGAUGGUCUCCUUAAGAUUUUUGGCAUGGCACUUUCUGGGCAUAAAAAUUCAAUCAGAAACUCACGACUCCAUCGAAGACGCGAGGGCAGCUCUCCAACUCUACAAGAAAUACAAAGAAUUACAGGAGAACAACAAGGUCGGCGACGCGCUAGCCGAACUGUACGAAAUCGGCGAGCAGCUUAAAUGGAAGGUUCCGGAAAAUUAGUGGAUCAAAGAGUAAAGUACAAACGACAAAAUAUACGUAUUGAAAUAUAUGUAAACCUGUUUAUUUUUAUAAAUUAUUUCUUGAUUUUUAACUUAUGUUUUAUACAAUUCAGUCAGUAUCGUUCGCCAAAAAUGUGUUAUGUACUAUUGUCAUACGUCUCUGUUUAAUGUCUGUGAUUUUUUAUAGUAUUUAUGAUAUUUAAAAAAUUAAAUGUUUAUAUCUCUGUUUGGUAAUAUUUU
Sitophilus oryzae (rice weevil) is the source of this 3986-nucleotide messenger RNA. RefSeq names its product PAN2-PAN3 deadenylation complex catalytic subunit PAN2 (gene PAN2). The coding region runs from base 139 to 3747 and encodes 1202 amino acids. Gene Ontology annotation, biological process: nuclear-transcribed mRNA poly(A) tail shortening; mRNA processing. Gene Ontology annotation, molecular function: nucleic acid binding; protein binding; poly(A)-specific ribonuclease activity. Gene Ontology annotation, cellular component: PAN complex; P-body. The record is from RefSeq and is a predicted model, not a curated record. The transcript is spliced from 21 exons. NCBI's taxonomy places the organism in Eukaryota, Metazoa, Arthropoda, Insecta, Coleoptera, Curculionidae.